Metarhizium brunneum ARSEF 3297 is the source of this 738-nucleotide messenger RNA. NCBI's taxonomy places the organism in Eukaryota, Fungi, Ascomycota, Sordariomycetes, Hypocreales, Clavicipitaceae. The record is from RefSeq and is a predicted model, not a curated record.
AUGGAGCAAGUACAAUCUGUGGCCACUGAGGCACGUACCGAACCGACAGAGGACAGAACGCAGGACCCGCACGCAGCUUCCGAAGCUAGCACCAACGAGAGCUCCCAGCUGCAUGCGCAGCCAACUGCUCAACAAGCCGCAAAAGGCGUCACUAUCUGCGGAGUUUGUGAAAAGGCGGCAUCAAAAUAUAAAUGCCCUCGAUGCUACUUGCCGUACUGCUCUGUUGCCUGCAACAAAAUCCACAAAGAGAACCAUCCUCCAGAUCCCGAGCCACAGCUAAUUGCAAAACCUGAAAAUCCAGAGCCGCUGAUCAGUAGUUCUCCUGUCACUCUAUCAGACCCCGCCAAUCCCUUUCGCGCACUUGAUACAUCAGAGCAUCUGCAACGGUUAUUUCGCAAGUACCCGGGCCUCAGACAGCAAUUACUCGACAUCCAUGCCGCCACACAACCUCCGCAAGAAGCUCCCGAUAAAAGAAUACCAGCCUCACUUAUGCAAGGUGUGCCAAAGAAAAGUAAUUGGAACCAUGACGUUGGCAUCAAGAAUGGGAAGGAGGCCCUACGAAGAGCUCGGAUGGCGGAUGGCGAAGCAGGCGAAGGUAUUCGAGAGUACACCGAGUUGAUUUUGCAUCUUAUCAAUAAACGAGAUGACAAAGACGAGGUUACAGCAAUGCUACAGCAGCAGGUGUCCCAGGAAGACACUAAGUUGAUUGAACAAUUGAUGGCACAAGAAAGACGGUGA